GUGAGAUUUUAGGCUUUACCAUUACCACUAUAAGUAUUUACCUCAUCAUAAGGCUAAAAACUUUAGUCUUGAUUAUUAUUUAUUAUUGUUAUUGUUUAAAUAUUAAGUUUGAAGUUAGGACAUCCAACGUUGUAAUAAUUGUUUUUGAGUAACGUUUAUAUUUAUUAAACAAAAUGUCAGACAGAGAAUCCAGCCCAGAACCGUUUGACGAGGCUGGGUUUGACGGCGCCGAUACUUCUCCUGUUCGCAAUUUCAACGAUGAAGUAUUGAGUGAAGGUGAUGUAUUGAGUUUAAGUCAAUUUGAUGACCCCGAAGAAGAAGACGGGGAAGAACUAUUCGGAGAUAACUUGGAACGUGAUUACCGCCCAAUACCAGCGCUUGAUCGUUAUGACGGUGAAGAGUUAGAUGAAGACGAUUAUGACUCCAUGAGCCCAGGGGCAAGAGCUGCGGCCGAAAGAGAAUUACAAAGACGUGAUAGAGAAGAAGGCACAGGUCGAAGAGAUGCCGAUGACAUUCUGUAUGACGAGCAUGAUUUGGACGAUGAGGGUUCUAAAAGAAAACGUCGAAUGGCUGAGAGAGCUGCCACUGGUUUUAUCGACGAUGAUGCUCCUGAUGAAGAAAUGAUCGAGUCUAUUGAGAAUUUACAAGACACAAAAGGGCACUCGGUUUCCGAGUGGGUAGCUAUGCUUGGUCCGAAAACUGAAAUUGCGAACCGCUUCAAAAACUUUUUGAGGAACGAUGUUAACGCGAGUGGCGCUUAUGUGUAUAAAGAAAAAAUCAGGCGCAUGUGUGAGAGCAAUUUGUGUAGUUUAGAAGUAGAGUUUACCAAUUUGGCAAACAAGCAGCACACUUUAGCGUUGUUCUUGCCAGAAGCUCCUUCAGAAAUGAUAAACAUUUUUAAUGAAGUCGCUAAAGAUUUGGUUAUAACCAUGUAUCCUCAAUACCAACGUGUCACAUCCGAGAUAUUUGUGCGCAUCACUGAUUUACCGUUAAUUGAAGAAAUUCGGACUUUUAAAAAAAUCCAUUUGAACCAGCUAGUCCGGACUCGUGGUGUAGUAACAUCGACUACUGGGGUGUUACCACAACUUAGUUUAAUUAAGUACGAUUGUUCAAAAUGUGGGUAUGUGAUGGGUCCAUUUACACAAUCUCAAAGUCAAGAAGUGAAACCGGGUUCAUGUCCAGAAUGUCAAAGCACCGGACCAUUCAUGGUGAAUAUGGAGCAAACCGUGUACCGCAACUAUCAAAAAAUUACAAUACAAGAGUCUCCCGGAAGCAUACCGCCCGGUCGUAUACCUCGUAGCAAAGACUGUAUAUUAUUAGCGGAUUUGUGCGAUCAAUGUAAACCCGGGGACGAAAUUGAUGUUACUGGAAUUUAUUCAAAUAGUUAUGAAGGGUCAUUGAACACCGGCAAUGGCUUUCCAGUAUUUGCAACGGUUAUCAUGGCAAAUCAUUUGAUUGUAAAAGAUAACAAACAUAUAGUCGAUUCGUUAACUGAUGAAGACGUUUCGCAAAUAUUGAAGUUGGCUAAAGAUCAUAAAAUCGGAGACCGAGUCGCCGCAUCGAUUGCUCCAUCAAUUUAUGGACACGAUUAUAUCAAGAAAAGUUUAGCAUUGGCUUUGUUUGGCGGAGAACCAAAAAAUCCAGGUGAUAAACAUAAACUAAGAGGAGACAUUAACGUACUGUUGUGUGGAGAUCCUGGAACAGCCAAGUCUCAGUUUUUGAAGUAUGUCGAAAAAGUAGCGCCUCGAGCUAUUUUUACCACAGGCCAAGGAGCUUCAGCAGUAGGUCUAACGGCCUACGUCAAACGUGACACACAAAGCAAGGAAUGGACAUUAGAAGCUGGUGCACUCGUUUUAGCCGAUCAAGGCAUUUGUAUUAUUGACGAGUUUGAUAAGAUGAAUGAUCAAGAUAGAACUUCUAUUCAUGAAGCUAUGGAACAGCAAAGUAUAUCCAUCUCAAAAGCCGGUAUUGUCACUUCACUCCAAGCCAGGUGUUCUGUCAUGGCGGCGGCUAACCCGAUCGGUGGUCGUUAUGAUCCUGCCAUGACGUUUUCAGAAAACGUUAAUUUGUCUGAACCCAUCAUGUCGAGGUUUGAUGUCCUUUGUGUUGUACGUGACGAAGUAGACCAAGCUAAAGAUUGUCAGCUUGCCACAUUUGUGGUCCAGUCCCACAUGCGUAAUCAUCCACUCAACAAAGACAAACAGUGUGACAUAAGGAACCCAUUUUCUACCACCGAUGUAGAACAAAUACCUCAAGACCUGUUGAAAAAGUACAUCGUUUACGCCAAGCAAAACAUUCAUCCUAAACUUCAUCGAAUGGAUCAGGACAAAGUGGCCAAAAUGUACAGCCAAUUACGACAAGAAUCGAUGAUGACUGGAAGUUUGCCCAUUACAGUUCGUCACAUUGAGAGUAUGAUUCGAAUGGCCGAGGCUAACGCUAAAAUGCAUUUAAGAGAUUACGUCCAAGAAGACGAUGUCAAUAUGGCCAUACGUAUUAUGUUGGAGUCUUUCAUUGAGACUCAAAAGUAUAGCGUCAUGAAAACUAUGAGAAAAGCAUUCCAAAAAUAUUUGUCGUUCAAAAAAGACAUCACGGAACUUUUAUACUUUAUAUUACAUCAAAUGGCUACUGAUCAAUUAGCAUACAUUAGAGGAAUACACGGUGUUACAGUCAACACGAUUGAAAUACACGAAAAAGAUUUCAAAGAUAAAGUGAAGCAAAUAGAUGUGCACGAUCUCAGACCGUUUUUCGAGAGCAAAUUGUUCAAAAAUAAUAACUUUGUUUAUGAUGAAAAAAGACAUAUGAUAAUUCAAACAUUACUUGUCAAUGAAUAAUGUGCUUACAUAUCAUUAAAUUUUAACUUACAACUAAGAGGUUGAAUGAAACACAGUUUUUACAACAUACUGUAUGUAUUCAAAUUUAAAUGUUCAUAAAUUCUUUUUUUUUUUUAUAAAUAUAAAAAGUAUAAAUGCUUUUUAUUUUUUUUAUGUUAAAAGUUGUAAAAAUGUUUUAUUUAUAUUCCAGUGUCAAAUAUUGUACGAUUUAUUUUUAUACCUAUCUUCAAACAACA
Messenger RNA from Adelges cooleyi (spruce gall adelgid), 3067 nucleotides. RefSeq names its product DNA replication licensing factor Mcm2 (gene Mcm2). Gene Ontology annotation, molecular function: single-stranded DNA binding; ATP binding; 3'-5' DNA helicase activity. Bases 174 to 2831 code for a protein of 885 amino acids. Gene Ontology annotation, cellular component: MCM complex; nucleus. Gene Ontology annotation, biological process: mitotic DNA replication initiation; double-strand break repair via break-induced replication. The record is from RefSeq and is a predicted model, not a curated record. The transcript has 13 exons. NCBI's taxonomy places the organism in Eukaryota, Metazoa, Arthropoda, Insecta, Hemiptera, Adelgidae.